Molecule: messenger RNA, 1074 nt
Organism: Formica exsecta
Lineage: Eukaryota; Metazoa; Arthropoda; Insecta; Hymenoptera; Formicidae
Product: heme transporter hrg1-A-like
Exons: 3
Coding region: 209-658 (149 amino acids)
Biological process (GO): heme transport
Cellular component (GO): lysosomal membrane; plasma membrane
Molecular function (GO): heme transmembrane transporter activity; heme binding
Source: RefSeq, a predicted model, not a curated record
AGUGCAGUAAGUUUAGCUACAAAGAAAAAACCUAUUGAGUGAGAGAGAGGGAGGAGAGGAGAAAGAGACACAUUUAUAACGUCGCGAGUCGCGAAUGGAAAAUUGUAGAUACGCACAUAUGCACUUCGUUGCACUUUGUGUUCGACUUGAUCAUGAUACAUAUAAUUACUUUAUUGUUACGACUUAAUUGAUAGACACCCGAAAAAAAAUGUUACGCGACGUUUUAGUGCAUCUGCUGAUUAGUGUUGUGGGUAUAUUUAUUGGGCUGUUAGGGUUUUUUGUCCUGUUUGUCGCUUAUGGAAACCACGAUGUCGGAUUUUGGUCGAUGCUAGCAGGUGCCUUAGCUGGAGUCUGUUUUCACUUACAAUGGGUAAGAGGCAAGGAAACUUUGGAGAGAUGGCACACUAGAGUUACAUUGCGGAAUUUAAAUGUUGUUGGCUUUGUAAGUGCUGUAACUGGCGUUACUGCACUGAUUUGGUAUUUGUUUCUUACGUUUUAUUACAAGAUUCCCAUUCAACCAAUUUCUGAGAGCACGUUCAUAUCAGCAGUAUGGUCUAUGAUCUGUGCAAAAUGGGGUAUUACAUUGAUGUAUUAUUCAAAUAAAUACGAAUUAUUAGUGCAAGAGGGAACAGCACCCAUACUUACGGACAAUGCUUGAGAAACGACAUUAUUUAUAUUUUUAUAUACAAUUAUUUUUCACACAAAAUUUUAUAUCGUUUUUUUUAAUAAGAUAAAUAUAUUAGGCCUGUUCGUCUUUUUUUUGCGUAAGGCACUUUCUUUUCUUCAUUAUCUCGCUGAAUGAGACAGAAAGAAAUAUAAAAGGUGGAUCUUGAAAUUUCAUCCAUAUAUCAUUGUAUAGAUGUGUAUUUGUUAGUGCAUUAGUUGUCAUCUCUAAGGAGUUAUAGUAAUGCCGAUUGCUUGAUGUUGAAUGGGAGAGGGAAAUGGAGGAUGAGAAAAGAACACUGAUAAACUUGCAAGGCCUAAUAUAUAAGAUAUUUUUUUUAUAUGUAGAUUAUUAAAUAUAUAUUUUAGAUUAUAAUAAAUUUUAGAUUAUAAAUAUAUAUUUUAAAAAAA